This is a messenger RNA of Nycticebus coucang (slow loris), 768 nucleotides long. It is a transcript of the gene TNNC1, whose product is annotated as troponin C1, slow skeletal and cardiac type. NCBI's taxonomy places the organism in Eukaryota, Metazoa, Chordata, Mammalia, Primates, Lorisidae. Gene Ontology annotation, molecular function: calcium ion binding. The record is from RefSeq and is a predicted model, not a curated record. Gene Ontology annotation, cellular component: myosin II complex. The coding region runs from base 108 to 593 and encodes 161 amino acids. The transcript has 6 exons.
AUGCAGGGGUGGGCUGGGCUAGGCCGGGAAUGCAUCAGGGCAGGGCUAUUUAAGUCAGACUGAGGGCUGCCUGACAGCCCCAGCAGCCUGUCCUGUGAACCACCAGCAUGGAUGACAUCUACAAAGCUGCGGUAGAGCAGCUGACAGAAGAGCAGAAAAAUGAGUUCAAGGCAGCCUUUGACAUCUUUGUGCUGGGCGCUGAGGAUGGCUGUAUCAGCACCAAGGAGCUGGGCAAGGUGAUGAGGAUGCUGGGCCAGAACCCUACACCAGAGGAGCUACAGGAGAUGAUCGAUGAAGUGGACGAGGAUGGCAGCGGUACAGUGGACUUUGAUGAGUUCCUGGUCAUGAUGGUUCGGUGCAUGAAGGAUGACAGCAAAGGGAAGUCUGAGGAGGAGCUUUCUGACCUCUUCCGAAUGUUUGACAAAAAUGCUGAUGGCUACAUCGACCUGGAUGAGCUAAAGAUGAUGCUGCAAGCUACAGGCGAGACCAUCACAGAGGACGACAUCGAGGAGCUCAUGAAGGACGGAGACAAGAACAAUGAUGGCCGCAUCGACUAUGACGAGUUCCUGGAGUUCAUGAAGGGUGUGGAGUAGAUACUCACCUUGCCAGAGCUUCCCAUGCCUACCUUCCAACUUCAGCCAGGCCCGGGUGGUAGGCUGGAGACCAGGGGCCCCAGAACCUGAGCCUGUGCAUAGCCUCUACCUCUGGCCCUCCCUAACUUCCUCCCAGCCUUGUCCUGGAGAAUGCAAUAAAGCCUUGCUCCCUGGA